Molecule: messenger RNA, 2824 nt
Organism: Oryza sativa Japonica Group (Japanese rice)
Lineage: Eukaryota; Viridiplantae; Streptophyta; Magnoliopsida; Poales; Poaceae
Product: E3 ubiquitin-protein ligase WAV3
Source: RefSeq, a predicted model, not a curated record
CCUUGUACGUUUCCUUCCCCUUCUUCUUCUCUCCCACGAGGUCAAACCAGAGAGAGAGAGAGAGAGAGAGAGAGAGAGAGAGAGAGAAGAGGAGAUAGAAGCCGCAGCCAAACGCUCCACCUCCAAUGCCGCGACGGCCACCGCUCCCGUCCAACGCCGCGCCGCCUCCUCUCCCCCUCAUCCUCGCGCGCGGGUCGUAGGGCUUCGCCGCGUACGUCGCGCGUUUCUGGUGGUGGGUAUAAGAGGAAGGGGAGAGUCGUCACAGGGAGGAGGGGGAGAAGGGGCGCGCGGCGGUGGCGAUGGAGGACGCGUGGAGGAAGGCGAAGAGGGCGCUGGGGCUCGGCCUGUGCGUGCACGUGCCCGAGGCGGAGGAGGGGGAGAGGGAGGACUGCUCGAGCGAGCGGCGGAGGCGGCUGCCGGCGGCGGCGAGCGGCGCGCGGUGCCGGGGCGAGGCCGCGGUGACGGUGGGGCCGGAGUCGGUGCCGGCGCCGUCGGACGUUCCGGUGCCGCUGCCGCUCCCCGGCGUGGUGCGGAGGUCCAAGUCGGGGAGCAGCCGAUCCUCCUCUAAGAGGAAAUGUGCAAUAUGCUUUGACUCCAUGCGGCAUGGGAAUGGUCAAGCCCUAUUCACAGCUGAAUGUUCUCAUAUGUUCCAUUUUCACUGCAUCUCAUCUAAUGUGAAACAUGGGAAUUAUUUCUGCCCAAUUUGUCGGGCAAAGUGGAAAGAGAUACCCUUCAAUCGAUCGCUAUCUUCUAACAUUCCGCAUGGAAGAAUUGGAGUUAGCCGAGCUCGAUUGACCCAACAAGAUGCCAAUAUGGCUCUUCUCCACCAAGUUCCAAACCAUCAUCAGCGAGUUCGUCGCCCACAUACUUCUGAGCCAGCAGACUUCAAUGAUGAUGAACCUUUGCAGCAGCCAGAAGUUUUUGACAAUCUUAAUGUUCGAUCUACUAAGACUGCAGAGAUAAACACAUAUCCAGAAUUCUCAACCAUACCGCAGUCCUCAUCUAAAGAUGAUUUUGCUAUUCUGAUCCAUCUGAAGGCUCCUAGUGCUAACCCAGACCAGGGCACAGGUAAAUUGGCGAAUGAAAGCUCAGCUGGAUCUUCAAGAAACCGUGCUCCGGUUGAUCUCGUUACUGUGCUUGAUGUUAGUGGCAGCAUGGCAGGCACCAAACUAGCGCUCCUAAAGCGAGCAAUGGGUUUUGUUGUUCAGCACCUUGGACCAAGCGAUCGUCUUUCUGUUAUUGCUUUCUCAUCUAGUGCCAGAAGACUGUUCCACCUUCAGCGAAUAUCACAUCAUGGCAGGCAGCAGGCAUUGCAGGCAAUUAACUCACUUGGUGCUAGCGGCGGUACAAACAUUGCUGAUGCACUGAAGAAAGCUAUGAAGGUGAUUGAAGACCGCAGUUACAAGAAUUCAGUGUGCAGCAUCAUUCUUCUGUCGGACGGCCAAGAUACAUACAACAUUUCCUCAAGUGUUCAGGGGGCUUCACCAGAUUACAAGUCACUUGUCCCAUCUUCCAUUAUAAAUGAUGCUCGCCAUACGGUGCCUCUUCAUGCCUUCGGAUUUGGAGCAGACCAUGACUCGGAUUCCUUGCACUCAAUUGCUCAAGCUUCUGGUGGCACCUUUUCCUUUAUCGAGGAUGAAGGUGUAAUGCAAGAUGCAUUUGCUCAAUGCAUUGGUGGGCUUCUUAGCAUUGUCAUCCAAGAGAUGCGAGUUAGCAUGGAAUGUGUUCAUCCUGGUGUUCAACUUUCUUCCAUCAAAUCUGGUAGCUACCCAAGUAAGGUGGCAAGAGAUGGACGAAACGGUUCCGUCGACAUUGGUCACCUGUAUGCUGAUGAGGAGAGAGACAUCUUACUGUCCGUGAACAUCCCACAAUCUCGUCAUCAGACCUCAGCACUGAAGGUUUCUUGUGCCUACAGAGAUCCGGUGACAGGUGAGACAAUCAAGAUUCAAGGUGACGAGGUGAAGAUCAACCGGCCGACAACAUCCAACAUAUCUGAGCAUGUGUCCAUUGAGGUUGACCGCGAGAGGAACCGCAUACAAGCUGCUGAAUCCAUAGAGUGUGCAAGGGCUGCUGCCGAGAAGGGUGCUCUCUCUGAGGCCGUGGCCAUUCUUGAGGAUUGCCGGAGGACACUGUCACAGUCAUUCGCAAGCCGGAGCGGUGACCGUCUGUCGCUGUCCCUCGACGCGGAGCUGCGAGAGAUGCAGGAGAGGAUGGCAAAUCGCCAGCUCUACGAGUCUUCAGGGAGGGCUUACAUGCUGUCCGGGCUGAGCUCACACUCGUGGCAGAGGGCAACAGCACGAGGUGACUCGACGGACAGCAGCACCGUCAUCUACUCCUACCAGACGCCAUCCAUGGUUGAGAUGCUACAGCACUCCCAGAACCAUCUCCCUUCGCCUCAGGGCCGGCAAAGGCCACGGCCCCGGUGAUCGGGCAAGCCCCCCGGUGACGGCGAGGUAGCUCACCGCCGGCUGAUCUUGGCAAUUUCCAAAAGCUCCGGCGAGGAGACCACGGUGAAGCACUCUGAAGCAUUCAUCGUGUUAAUUAGCUCUCGUAGUUGUUAGCUUGAUUGUUGGUACAUAGUACCUGCCGAUUCUUCUUGCUUAAUUAUUUGAUUUGAGGCUUUGAGCCGCAGUGGGUUAAGUUAUACCGAGGGUUGGCAACGAGUACUGAAUACAUUCUGAUGGGUGUACGUGCUCAUUUGGUGGUGUGAAGAACUAAUAAGAUUUGGGGAUAAAGAGGAUGAAAAUGUGGAUAGUUUGGUCUCCCAACUGUGUUACUGAAAACUGUUUUUAUUUUUUCAUCUGAUCAUAGGUUAUGUACAAAA